Molecule: messenger RNA, 1747 nt
Organism: Humulus lupulus (European hop)
Lineage: Eukaryota; Viridiplantae; Streptophyta; Magnoliopsida; Rosales; Cannabaceae
Exons: 2
Coding region: 957-1451 (164 amino acids)
Source: RefSeq, a predicted model, not a curated record
GUCUCUCGCCUAUACACUACUAAACGAGAGAACCUAGCUUUUAUCAUUUUGAUUUCCCUCUUCAAAGUCGAACCUAUACCUUUUCUAUUUUCUUUUGAAUUUGAACCCUAUGGGUGUGAUGGGCUUGUUUGUGGAUCCAAAGGGGCUUGUUUGACGAAGACGUGUAGGUUCCAGUUUCUUCUUCAAUCUCCUUCUAGAUUUUUUUUUCUUUCAUUUUCUGCUCUCUCUCGAUUUGGAUCUCUCAAUGAAUCCAUACAACAAGUUUGUUCGCUCUCUCUAUUCUUUUCUCUAUUGUUAUUAUUUUAAAAAAAAUUAUUGUGUUUAUUUUUCUUUCAAAUACUGAUUUUUCACUCAUGCUUAAGGCAUAUAUAUAUCCCUUGGUUUUUUAGAAUACUUUUCCUUAUGCGAGGCUGCCUUUUUACCUUCAUGUAUGUUGACUGAAGGUCCUACGAAUACUAAGGUAAUUUCUAGAUUUUUUUUAACUUUUUUAAUUUUUAGCUUUACAUAUAUAUCAUUUAUAUGUGAUUUAUCUUAGUUUUGACCCAUGAUAUGGUUUUGUUGUAGAAGAUGUAGAGAUUUCAAUAACCCUAAAACUCAAACUAUUAGGGGUUUGAAUUUUCUCACUCAAAAAACAAGGUAAAUAAUCUUUUUGAAUAUCUUAAUGCAUCAAAAUAACAUUGAUUUACAUUUUUCCUAACAAUAUUUACUCUUUUAUUUUUUUCUUCUAUAUUUUAUUUCAGAUUUUUCUUUCAAAUCCAUGGAGUCUCUUUAAUUUGUCAAAAUUAAAACAGUUGUACUAGUUAAUGAUUUUGAAGUUUACAUUCUCUACCGUGAAAGUAUUUUUUAUUAUUAAUAUUUUCAUUUGGCAUUGUUGUAUAUUUUUUUCAUUUUUUUUAGUAAUGGUUUUUGGUUUGAUAAUAUAGUGAAGGAUUUAGGGGAAAACACUACAAGCAUUAAUGGGGGCUUCGUUGUGGGAAUUGUUCCGAUCUUUCUCUGACAUGGAUUCCAAAGACCUUUCGGCAACUAUGAAGGAAUUAUUAGGAUGCAGCAACAAAGCCACAACAUGGCUUCCAGGAAGCAAGAGUAUUUUAGAGGUCCACCAUAGAAGUUGCCACCUCAACAUUAUUAAUCAACAUAUUUUUGAGUUAAAUUGGCAUGGGCUACUGAUUGUAGUUGGACCUUUAUUUCAUGAGUUGAUCCAUAUGUUAGCAAAAGACAAGAAAAAGAAGGGAAGAAAAGUAGCUAGCACGCGGGGAAGGAGAAAGAAUGCCAUAAUAUCAUAUAUGAUUAUCCUUCCACUUUUUCAUUUAUAUAUACGAUCAUCCGAAGAAAAGGGGAGGCCUGGAACUUUUGGGCAGCCAUUAGAGAGAGAAGUAGAGAACGAAGAAGAAGAAAAGGAAAAAGAAAGAAGAGGAAUGAGAUUCAAAGAGGAUAAGAAGAGAACCACUUAGGGACACCUAUUGGGGGUUGAUUUUCUCAUCAUUCUCUUAGUAUUUAAUUUCUUUUCUUUUAUUUUUCUUGACAAUGUUUGCAUUUAUUAUUAGUAUUUUGGAUAUUUUAUUUAUGUGGUGAACUUUUUAUAGCUAGAAUUGUUAAUGAAUCCUAAUGUUUGAUUUUGGAACUUUGUUAAUGGUGUUAAUGUGAAAUUGAGUUUCGUUCAUCCAAAUGAUUUUAAUGUUAUUUACUUGUUUUUUUUUGGCCAUAAAUUGUGAGUAAUUGAGUUAACUUUUAAUAUCGAAAAGGUUAA